ACCGUCGCCGCGUGACGACGUCCGGAAAACCGAAGCGCGCCGGAAAAUCGGGAAAACGCGUGUGCACAGUGAAGUGUUUACUUUGCCAUUUUUUUCCGUAAUUCAACACGUUUUGAUAAUCUGAGUGUGAUUGUGGUGGUUGUUUUGUGCUGAUAUUGCUGGUUAAAUACAGGUACCAACUGCAGAGCUGAGUUUGUCUGCCAGUUCAUAAGGUUAUCUUCGUUUCAUCCCAUCUUUACGUGAAUUGUCGCCCUUUUCACUUCAAGCAACAUUCAGCUGGUUUAAAGAAUAAGAUCACCCAAUAAUGUGACAUCCAAUCAUGCGCACAGCGCCUUAAAAUCCAAGAUGGCGGACAAGGACUGGGUGGAGUAUUUCGGAGACUUUAGCAAUAAAACCAAGCCUAAAUACGAAGAAUAUGUCCCGACAGAAAAGAAUUAUAGUUAUUUUGAUAACCAGACAGAUGAAUAUUCGAAUUUUACUUCAGAUGACUUCUGUGGUUCAAAUCACUCCCAUGUGUACCUAAAUGUCACCUGUGAAUUCCCUAUCAGCUAUGCCGAGCCUAUGUAUGGAUACAUCGCACCCUUCCUCCUAGCAACCACCAUAGUGGCCAACACUCUGAUAGUGGUGGUUCUCUCCCGUCGCCACAUGCGGACUCCCACCAACAUAGUCCUGAUGUCCAUGGCGUUGUGCGACAUGUUCACCAUGCUGUUCCCGGCGCCAUGGCUGUUCUAUAUGUACACCUUCGGGAACCAUUAUAAGCCGUUGAGCCCUGUUCGAGCCUGCCAAGCUUGGAAUUAUAUGAAUGAGGUGAUCCCAGCCAUGUUCCACACGGCGAGCAUAUGGCUGACCCUCGCGCUAGCAGUGCAGAGGUACAUCUACGUGUGUCACGCGCCCGUAGCUAGGACGUGGUGCACCAUGCCCCGAGUGAUCAAGUGCCUCAUCUACAUCGGAGUGGCGGCGUUCCUGCACCAGCUGCCUCGGUUCGUGGACCGGCAGUACGUCCCUCACGUCACAGUGUGGCGUGGGCAGUUCGAGGAGGUCUGCAGAGUGGAACUGGCUCCAUGGGUGCAGAACCUCUCCAUCGACGCGUACUUCAUAUCCUACUACGUCUUCCGAGUCUUCUUCGUCCACCUCAUUCCCUGCACCUCCCUGGUGGUCCUCAACGUCCUCCUCUUCAAGGCCAUGAGGACCGCCCAGAUCAACAGGCAGAAACUCUUCAAGGAAAACCGCAAAUCCGAAUGCAAGAAGCUCAGAGACUCCAACUGCACCACUCUGAUGCUCAUCGUGGUCGUCACAGUGUUCCUAAUGGUCGAAAUACCUGUUGCCGUAGUCACUAUUCUGCACAUAAUUUCCAGCAGCAUAGUCGAGAUUCUAGAUUACAACAUCGCUAACAUCCUAGUUCUUGUCACUAACUUUUUCAUUAUCGUCUCUUAUCCCAUCAACUUUGCGAUCUACUGCGGCAUGUCCAGGCAAUUCAGGGAAACUUUCAAGGAGUUGUUCAUCAGAGGUGCUGUCACCAGCAGAAAGAACGGUGGCUCCAGUAGGUACUCCUUAGUCAACGGUCCUAGGACCUGCACGAACGAAACUGUGCUUUAGACGUCUAAUGCUGUAAAUAUUCUUAUGAUAGCGUAAGUUUUUUGGAUGUUUAUUGUCUAUUUUAUAAAUGUAGACAUAUCAUGUAACCGUUCUUUUCGAUGUUUUAGACGCUUCGGUAAUUUUUUAGAUUGUAUAAGUAUUAGUGCAAUAUACUUUUGCUGUUGUAUAAAUAUACAUAGUUUACUGUUUCUGAUACUUUUCUUUGGCUGUGCGGUUACCUGAUCAGUAGUUCUUUAAAGUCAAAAAUAUAGGGUGAAAAUGUUCACGAGCGAAUUGUUUCUAAAAUAUUGUUUAAAUUAUGUAUAUGUGUAUUUAAUAGGUGUUUCGUAUCAAGAUAUAAUGCUUAGUUGUAGGAUUCACUCUAGCGUUGAAUAUUUUUACCCUAUAUUAUACUCGAUUAGCUGAUCACACGGCCUUUGAAUGGCGAGCCCCCAUUGGGAAAGGUAUCUGUAAACAUAUACAUAAAUUGUAAAUAUAUAUUAUAUGAAAAUGUCAUAUAAAUAAAUCAUUUAUCUCAAUUGUUUUAAAAUGUGCUUAGAUACCAAUACGUAUAAUGACUUUUUAUGUAAAUAAAAUAAUUAUAAACGUAGUGUAAUAUAGUAUGUUUAGAUGGAUGUAUAAAAGUAGAUAUAUUUAUAUAAAAACGAGAAAGGUACUAAUAAAGUAUGAUGUUUUGUUGUAAUAAAUUAGUAUUUAUAAUUGUUUGUAAUGCUUUUCUUUGGAACAAUGUAGGAUCAAAUCUAAAAUAGUCAUUAAUACAGUUUUAUAAUGUCAAUCAACGGACCAUGGCGAAAUGAAUCAAAUUAACAUAUU
Ostrinia nubilalis (European corn borer) is the source of this 2409-nucleotide messenger RNA. RefSeq names its product sex peptide receptor (gene SPR). Gene Ontology annotation, cellular component: membrane. Bases 346 to 1596 code for a protein of 416 amino acids. The transcript has 9 exons. NCBI's taxonomy places the organism in Eukaryota, Metazoa, Arthropoda, Insecta, Lepidoptera, Crambidae. Gene Ontology annotation, biological process: G protein-coupled receptor signaling pathway. The record is from RefSeq and is a predicted model, not a curated record. Gene Ontology annotation, molecular function: G protein-coupled peptide receptor activity.